Rhea pennata is the source of this 1467-nucleotide messenger RNA. It is a transcript of the gene SLC7A13, whose product is annotated as solute carrier family 7 member 13. Bases 1 to 1467 code for a protein of 488 amino acids. Gene Ontology annotation, cellular component: membrane. Gene Ontology annotation, molecular function: L-amino acid transmembrane transporter activity. NCBI's taxonomy places the organism in Eukaryota, Metazoa, Chordata, Aves, Rheiformes, Rheidae. The record is from RefSeq and is a predicted model, not a curated record. The transcript is spliced from 4 exons. Gene Ontology annotation, biological process: amino acid transmembrane transport.
AUGGGGAAAGGAAAGAGUGACCAUGCCAAAGAUGUGAAAAGAAAAGAAGAGGAGAAGAUGCAACUCAAAAGAAAUAUAGGUUAUUUUGAAGGGGUAAGUUUCAUUGUAGGAUCUAUAGUAGGGGCAGGGAUCUUUGUAUCUCCCACAGGAGUGUUAAAAUACUCCUUGCUUAAUGUUGGGGUUGCCCUUAUGAUCUGGACAGCUUCUGGGCUAGUUUCUCUGAUGGGUUCCCUCUGCUACGCCGAGCUGGGAACUGCGCUGCCGUUUUCUGGAGGCGAAUACAGCCACAUUAAAAGGGGCCUUGGAUCCCUGCCAGCCUUCGUGUUCAUCUGGACAUCCACGUUUACCAAACCGGCGUCGAACGCUGCCCGAGCCUUGCUGUUCGCCGAAUAUGCCACCCAGCCCUUCUAUGGGAGGUGCCCUGCGCCGCAAGUGCUGAAGAAGUGCUUGGCCUUGGCGGCUCUCUGGUCCCUGGGGAUUUUGAACGGGCGCAGUGUCAAACUGGCUGCGUGGGUGCAGACGGUUUUCACUGUGCUGAAGAUGAUGGCGCUGUCUGUCAUUGCCAUCAGCGGCAUAGUUCUCCUCCUGGGCGGCAGAAAGGAGCAUCUGGCGAGGUUCGAGGAUGCCUUCGGUUCGGAGAUUCCCAACGCGUCGCAGAUUGCCGAAGCCUUCUUCCAAGGGCUGUACGCCUAUGGUGGUUGGUGGUCCCUCAAUUACAUGGCAGAAGAGAUGAAAAACCCCAGUAGAAAUAUCCCCUUAACUGUGAUGACUGCUGUUCCUGCAGUAAUGGUGUUUUAUUUACUGGUAAAUGUCUCAUAUCUGACUGUCCUCACGCCUAAGGAAAUUGUUUCCUCAGUUGCUGUGGCAGUCACUUGGGCUGAUCGAGUGAUCCCCUCUGUUGCCUGGAUCAUUCCUGUCUCUGUUGCUGUCUCAAUAUUUGGUGCCCUCAACAGUAGCAUGUUCGCGUUAGGUCGAUUAAGCUACGCUGGCAGUCAGUCAGGACAUUUACCUAUUUUAAUAUCUAUGCUUAAUGUCCACUCCUGUACUCCAGCACCAGCCAUGAUUUUUUCAACCAUCAUUGCAUCCAUUUUUGUUAUCCCCUCUGAUCUUAUUAUGUUAACAAAUUACUUUGGAUUUUCUGCCUGGCUUAUGAUUGGAUUGACUUGUGUAAGCCUGAUUGUGCUUCGGUACCGGGAACCUAAUCUACACCGACCAUACAAGGUGUUUCUACCAGUUCCAUUUGUGAUGGUGGCAAUGUCUUUCUUCUUAGUUUUAGCUCCUAUCGUGUGGUCUCCAGAGCUGCAAUAUGUUUAUGCUUUCUUGUUUAUGCUGGGGAGUCUCGUUGUUUAUUUGCCUUUUAUACAUCUUAAAUUGCAUUUUGCGUUUGUUGAUAAAAUUACUUGCUACUUACAGUUACUGUUGGAAGUUUCUCCUGCUGAUGGAUCUGCAGACAGCAAAUACGGAUAA